UUUUUACAUCCACCAGUCCGUUUCGAACCGUCAAUACGCGCUGUGGCUUGUAAAGCUUCAAACGUAAUCGGUCACGUGAUAUUUGCAGCGCGAUACAAGCUCCGAAGCACUAUUUCGAAGCAGUGUGAUUCAGGAAGUCUGACAUAAGCUUCGGGGCUUCGGGCUCGUUAUACCAUCUCUAUUCUUCAGUGAACUUUGACUCAGGGUAGCUUAGCUUGCUAGCUUCUAACAAAGAGACGCGGAAGUGAUCAACACAUCGCCAAGCAGAGAUCAAGCGUUCGUGUAAAGUGAUCAACAUGUGUAAAGUCCAAAUGCUGAGAGCGCUGGUGAAUCAGCGACUAGCUGCGGUUGUUGAAGAAAUAUUUGUAGUGUUGGAAAGAACGAUAGCAGAGUACGAGGAGGAACUAUCUCAAACAAAAGAGGAGAACGAGCGACAACGUCAACUACUGGACGCCGUUUUCAAGAACCAUCAAGUUGUGUUACAGAGAGCAGACACCAGUGAGGAGCAUCUUAUACAGCGCCUCCACUUUAAAGAGGAAGAUGAGGAGCCACAGCCCCCACACAUGAAAGAGGAAGAGGAAGAGCACAGCAUCAGUCAGGAGGGAGAGCAUCUUGAAGGACUGGAGGAGUUCUCAGUGAUUGGUGUCGAUAUGAAGAGUGAAGAUGAUGAAGACAAAGGUGAAAGUGAGGAGAAGACAGAGGUGGAGCCUCCUAGCAGCAGCUCAUCUCAACACAUGACAACAGAAGCUGAUGGAGACCACUGUGGAGGAUCACAAGCAGACAACCUCUUAGCUCCAUUGUCAAAUAGUGACAACACAACGUCACACUCUCCUGACGCUGAUGAUGAAGACUCUAAAGCUGAUAUGACAUGUCACAGUGACAACACACACUUUAAAUGCUCUCACUGUGGCAAAACUUUUAAUUACCAUAGUAAUAUGAAAAGACACAUGACGAUGCACACUGGAGAAAACUCUUCUGCUUGCUCAGUCUGUAAUAGAAGAUUCUCGUGGGGUUACUUGGAAGUUCACAUGAGAACACACACUGGGGAAAAACCUUUUCCCUGUUCAAUCUGCAACAAAAGAUUUUAUCAGCGAUCAACACUUGUAAGACACAUGAGAACACACACUGGAGAGAAAGUGCUGAGUUGCAGUGUGUGUGGUGAAAGAUUCUCUUAUAAGUACCAGCUUAACAAUCACAAGUGUGCUGGUGAGAACAGCAGCAGUAAAUGAAGCUGCGGUACUUGAAAUAAACUGUCAGGACUUUGAUAACUUUCUAACGCCAUCACCACAUAUACAGUAAUGUGACAUUGUUGGGUGUGUAACGAUCUUGUUAAUAUGCUUUUCCUAUUUCAGUGCAAUGAAAAUAGGAAAAAAGCUGUGACAGAGUGUCAGUCAGUUGUAUUUCAUUAAAUUACAAAACCUGAGCCAAGCAGAGACUGAAAUGCCCUUCUGUUGUUUGUGGGAUCAUUUUGACCUUCUGCCGGAAAAUAAGGUAUUUAUAUCAAUCUCCUCAAUUUACCCACUUCUUGUCAUAUUUUCCAAAUAUUCUGUUCUAGUGAAAUUAUUUUCAAAAUAACUCUUAGUUUAUUAUUCAUAUUAUUUUUUUGCAGGUAAAAUGUCACAUUUGUGCGACAGAAUUGUCUUACACUAGUGAUGGGUCCAGUGACACAGAUGCGAACUCAGAAGUGGAACGUUACUUAACAUCUGGUAACUUUCAACACACCGAGGACCUACUUCAUUAUUGGAAGAGUAUGCAGUCCACCUUCCCUCAUUUGUUUUUAUUAGCGAACCAGUUUCUAUGCACACCAGCCUCUUCUGUGCCUUGCGAACGCAUAUUCUCCAACGCAGGACAAAUUGUGUCAAAGAAACAAAAAAGACUGAAUUACAAAACACUGGAGAAACUCAUUUUUAAAAAUAAAAAUCUUUAAACAAUGAGUCCAUUGUCAUUGUCAUUCACAGCACUUUCACUGAGGUUUUGACAUUAUGACAGAUGUUCACUUAAUUUAUCCACUGUGUCUCAAAUAUCAAAGAGGAUUUUUAAUUAAAUUACAUAUAUGGAACAAGAAAAUGUGACUGCAAAUACGGAAAUGACGGUAUUGGAUACAAUAGGUCAUCAAAUCAGUGUCAGUUGAGUCUGUCAACUAUGUUUCCUGCAGGGAUUUUUUUAAGUCCACCAGGUGUCAGUAUUUAGCAACACAGUGUCAAUACAGUGUGUCACUGCGUCGAAACGAUACGUGAUGCCUCAUCUAUCCAUCACUACAGGAGAGAAACCACAAGCUGGGCUAUAUAGGUCAAGAAUGCAAUGACGCCUACUCACCUGGGGGAGGCAGUAAUGCUGGCGUGUGGUUGCUGUGUCUCGUCUGCCGGAAAUAGAAAAAAAUUACGACGGCAAAUUGAGUCACAUCGUGGACUUCUAACUUUGUUUUAUGGUGCUCAUUACCUCUUAAUUUUGUUCACGUGUCUUCCGUGAGACGGACUACUCUUUAAAACGUUCAUUCUUCGUGUCAGGAUAAACUUGUCUCUGUGAAGUUUGACGCUUCUCGGGCUAGCUUAGUUUGUUAUGUUAGCUGCUAACAAAGAGUCGCGAAAUUUAGCAGCACGUCGCUCAGCAGAGAUCGAGUGUGAGUGUAGUGUUGUGAUUGUGUGAAAAUGUGUAAAGUACAAAUGCUGAGAGCGUUGGUGGAUCAGCGGCUCACUGCGGCCGUUGAAGAAAUAUUUGUAGUGUUGGAAAGAACGAUAGCAGAGUACGAGGAGGAACUUUCUCGAACAAAAGAGGAGAACGAGCGACAACGUCAACGACUGGACGCUGUUUUCAAAAAGCAUCAGGUUUUGUUGCACAGUGCAGGUUUGUUUCAUUCUUACUCUCACAUGUUUACUUUUCUAUCAUCAACGUGAUCAUUAAAAUGAAAUGGAGAUGAGUAACUUGGCCGAGUGGAGGAGCAAGAAACCAGCUAAUCCCAAUUCAGUGUAUUUAUUGUGCACCCCUUGAUUUGCGUAAAUUACGUUGUAUUUUUUUGUAUACGAGCAGCUGUCAUGUUUUUAUGUCAAGUUUUUCUGCUGUGUUUAUUUUGUUUUUUCCACUACCUGUUGUAUUGGUUCUGUUAUUCCUCUGAUGUACAGUAUGGUUAGGACGUCUUGAAUGUCAACGUGGUGACUGAUGAGACCCCCAGAGAGAUUGUCAGAACAUACUGUAUGCUGCGGCAGGACAGUGCCUCAUAUGACGGAGCAAAGCUGGACUCGUGUUUGUCGUCUUGUGUCCUGCAGACGCCAGUGAAAAGCAGCUUUCACAGCACCUCUACUUUAAAGAGGAAGAGGAGGAGCACAGCAUCAGUCAAGAGGGAGAGCAGCUUGAGGCGUUCCCAGUGAUUGGUGUCCCUUUGAAGAGUGAAGAUGAUGAAGACAAAGGUGAAAGUGAGGAGAAGAAAGAGGUGGAGCCUCCAAGCAGCAACUCCUCUCUACACAUGACAACAGAAGCUGAUGGAGACCACUGUGGAGGAUCACAAGCAGACAACCUCUUAGCUCCACUAUCAGAUAGUGACGACACAACGUCACACUCUCCUGACACUGAUGAUGAAGACUCUAAAGCUGAUAUGACAUGUCACACUGACAACACACACUUUAAAUGCCCUCACUGUGACAAAACCUUUCAUUACCGUCGUAGUCUUAAGAGACACAUGAGACUACAUACUGGAGAAAACCCUUCAGCUUGCUCAGUCUGUAAGAGAAGAUUCUCGUGGGGUUACUUGAAAAUUCACAUGCGAAGACACACUGGGGAAAAACCUUUUACCUGUUCAAUCUGCCACAAAAGCUUUUGUCAACGAUCAACAUUAAUAAGACACAUGAGAAUACACACUGGAGAGAAAGUGUUGAGUUGCAGUGUGUGUGGUGAAAGAUUCUCUUAUAAGUACCAGCUUAACAAUCACAAGUGUGCUGGUGAGAACAGCAGCAGUAAAUGAAGCUGCACGACUUGAAAUAAACUGUCAAGACUUUGAUAACUUUGGACUGUGUAACAUCGUCACCACGUAUAAUGUAUGACAUCAAUGUUGUGUUUUUAAUACGUUUCUACCAUUUAAAUGUAAUAAAAAUAAAGA
Dunckerocampus dactyliophorus (ringed pipefish) is the source of this 4090-nucleotide messenger RNA. RefSeq names its product zinc finger protein 2-like. The coding region runs from base 297 to 1229 and encodes 310 amino acids. The transcript has 2 exons. Gene Ontology annotation, molecular function: DNA-binding transcription factor activity; RNA polymerase II cis-regulatory region sequence-specific DNA binding. Lineage: Eukaryota; Metazoa; Chordata; Actinopteri; Syngnathiformes; Syngnathidae. Gene Ontology annotation, biological process: regulation of transcription by RNA polymerase II. The record is from RefSeq and is a predicted model, not a curated record.